GUAGCGGGCGCGGCGCGGGGCGCGGCCUCUGCGCGGUCCCUCUUGUCCCGGUUGGUCGGCAGGGCCGGGGCGGGGCGCGCCGGGGGCGGUGUUCGGAGCUGCGGGAGCCGAACGAGAGGAACAGGAUGGCGGCCGCUGCAGGAGAGGCGCGCCGGGUGCUGGUGUACGGCGGCAGGGGCGCGCUGGGCUCCCGAUGCGUGCAGGCGUUCCGGGCCCGCAACUGGGUGCCCACCUGUCUCUUCUUCCCGGCCUCCCCUGGACCCUGGCAUGGUUGCCUUGGGACACACCGGUGGCGGCCAGUGGUCACUGACCCGUUUUCUCCCCAUUUCCCAGGGAUGAUCGGCUACGGCAUGGCCAAGGGCGCCGUCCACCAGCUUUGCCAGAGCCUCGCUGGGAAGAACAGCGGCAUGCCGGCCCGGGCUGCGGCCAUCGCCGUGCUCCCGGUUACCCUGGAUACUCCGAUGAACAGGAAAGCCAUGCCCGAAGCGGACUUCAGCUCCUGGACGCCCCUAGAGUUCCUCGUCGAAACCUUCCACGACUGGAUCACAGAGAAAAACCGACCAAGCUCAGGAAGCCUAAUCCAGGUGGUGACCGCAGAGGGCAAGACGGAGCUAACCCCGGCGUAUUUUUAAGCUUCAUUUCAGUGCCUGCGGAGGGCCUGCCGGAAAAGUUGUUACCUCCAUGUAGCUGAGUCUGGCCCUGUGUUUUCUGUAGUCCUGUUCGUGUACAAGACAGUGAGACCUAUAUUUCUCUCACCUAAUGUGCAUUUGCUCUCCUAAGACAGUGGAAAAUGUUCAUGUGCAAUCAAAACGUGUGAGUAGAGGCCUCAGGUCAGUGCCAUCAAUCUGUGUUGACUGCCUAAGUUCUGGAGGGCCCUGAGAGGCCCCUCUGUACCGGCGUCAUGUUGCAUUGCUUUUGAGACUGUCUGUCUGUCCCUGACAAUGGCUGUCGGCUUGACUAAUUCAGAGAUUUGUUAGUAUCAGGGACAUUUGAGGGCCCGAGUUAUUUUUGAAUGUUACGUUUAUGUCACAGAUGUGGUUUUUGCAGCCUCAAAUUACACUGCCUUAAAACUCCUUUUGUGGUGUAAGCAGAGUCCGGUGGACUCGGUUAAGGUAUCAUUUUCCUGGGCAGUUGCCGCAGUUGCCAAGUGUGCAAGAGAACCAUUUGUGAUUCUUUGGAGUUUAUCAUCCUAAUAAAUGCGCUUCGUUUAG
Molecule: messenger RNA, 1211 nt
Organism: Hipposideros armiger (great roundleaf bat)
Lineage: Eukaryota; Metazoa; Chordata; Mammalia; Chiroptera; Hipposideridae
Product: dihydropteridine reductase-like
Exons: 4
Coding region: 126-632 (168 amino acids)
Biological process (GO): L-phenylalanine catabolic process; tetrahydrobiopterin biosynthetic process
Cellular component (GO): cytoplasm
Molecular function (GO): NADPH binding; NADH binding; 6,7-dihydropteridine reductase activity
Source: RefSeq, a predicted model, not a curated record